UGAUGCAAAAGAGAAAUGAAUGAAGCAGUCACAGUGGAAGGAAACACGAGGGAAUCAUUAAAAUUAGGGAAAUAAUUAAUAAUUCGGAAAGUAAUUAAUUGUCGUAAAGUCGUAAUGCGCCAUUUUCGGCUGUGUGUUCUUGUUUUUGCAAAGAAAAAGUAUUCUACGCACAUAAAACCGAGUUGCGGGCUCACAGCGUAAAGCGAAAAAGCGUGCAAGUGUGUGAGUGUGCGUGUGUCGGUUGUCGUGUCGGUGUUGGUGUGUUGAGCGAGAAAAGAAGAAAAAAAGAACAAGAAAAGUGUGGUGGUGAUUGUCGCGCGGGCAACAAAAACGUCUUGUGAAGGACGUGUCGAUGACACGGGCUGGAUCCUAGGAUCAUUGUCCAACAACAAUAACGUAUACAACAGCAGCAGUAAGAGCGCAGAGAGGCGGAUGCUGCUGAAUGUGUGGGCUUGGGCUUGUUUCAUUUCCUUCUUGCAUCACCACCACUCCCCCCGUCAUCUUUCAUUCAUCACUAACUUUAUUUCACGACUCGGCCAAGUUAAUUUGUAACACUUCAAUCGCUGGAAAUCCCCCGUUAUUGGGCUUGAGUGGCGCUUUCACACUGUGCUUGUGUAUUUCCAAAAGCGCAAGAAAAAUCCUUCAAAAUUCCACCACAAACGCCCACCACUGCGAGCGCCAUGCCCGUCUCGGUCGCUGUGUGCGAAACAGCAAAUGUCGUCAACGCAGCUCUACGAGAAUCGCUUGGCGUUAAUGUUGGCAGAGGUGCUGACGAAGUUAAAACCGGCAGUGGUGGUGGCCACAAUAACAAUGGGUCCGCUUGCGACGAAUCCGAUGAUAACUUGCAAAGUCAAAUUGUAGCAAACGCAAAACGUGUCUUGCUGGCCAAAAUCGAAUAUGAGGAAGUCGAAAAUUACCACGAGUCGGUGCUGGAAGGCUUAAAAUCGAAGUAUGUCGUCAUCAAGCCAACUAAUAAUAGCAGUGGGACUGGAACGGGAACGUCUGCAGCAAGCAACUGCAACGCCGGCUUUGGGAACAACAAAAGUGGUAUUAUCAGCAAUGUUGGCAAAAUUGUGGGCGUAAAUGGACAUGACAACACCGUAAGUGGCAAUCGCAAGCAGUCUGGCACAUCUGAUCAGCAGCAGCAACAUCAACAGAAUACCAAUGAGCUCCCAAAACCAAGUCGCGUGCUUUACCCACGUGAGCGAAUACGUAUUGGAUGGAAACAGUCGGAGCGCAAAUGGCAGGUCGGCACAGGCCUCCUUAACGUGGGAAAUACCUGUUAUCUGAAUUCCACAUUGCAAGCCCUGUUCCACAUCCCAGCAUUGGCAAACUGGCUUGUAUCAGAAACAGGACAUGUUGAUAACUGUAAUAUUUUGGAAACCGCUGGGUGCUGUAUCAUUUGUGCAAUGAUUAAAACGUUGCUAAGCACGCAGACUAGCAACACGGCUGUUAGGCCAUUUCACAUCUACACCAAGCUGAAGCAAAUUUGCAAGCAUAUGCAGGUUGGUCAUCAGGAAGAUGCGCAUGAGUUUCUCCGCUUCCUAGUGGAGGCUAUGGAAAAAGCGUAUUUGAUGCGAGAUAGAAACUACAAGGAACUGGAUCAACUUGUAAAGGAGACGACGCCUCUGAAUCAGAUUUUUGGCGGCUAUUUGCGCUCAGCUGUGCGUUGUUUGUCAUGCAAUCACGUCUCAAUCACCUUUCAACAUUUCCAAGAUCUGUUGCUGGACAUACGCAAGGCGGACACGCUGGAGGAGGCCUUUGAUGGUUACUUCGCUCGUGAAAGGCUCGAAGACAUGGGCUACAAGUGCGAGGGAUGCAAAAAGAAGGUAUCGGCCACAAAACAGUUUAGCUUGGAGCGUGCGCCCAUUACGUUAUGCAUACAGCUUAAGCGAUUUAAUAUGAUGGGAAACAAGCUGACGAAGCAAAUAACCUUUAAGCCACGCAUAGACCUUAGCAAAUAUGCAGCUAGAAGUCCAGCAGCCGCGACACAGCCUUUAACUUAUCGUCUGGUAUCUCUGGUCACUCAUUUGGGUGUGUCGCAGCAUUGUGGCCACUACACGGCGAUUGGUUUGACAGAGGCUGGUGGCUAUUACAACUUCGAUGACAGUUAUGUUCGACCCAUUCAGAUACAUAGUGUUUGCAAUACCAACGCCUACAUUAUGUUUUACGAGCUGGACACUCCAGCUGCGCCGGCACGCAGCCUGUCCACACAGCCAUCGGCAGCGACAAGCAGUCCCAAGAUAAACGGAUUGCGUUUGUCAAAUGGCCAGCAUAGUAUGGCGACGCCCACUUCAGCAGCCUCCACUGCCACAUCUGGAAGCUCAUCUGUGCCUGCAUCGCCAACUCGAUUCAUUGGCCCACAACUGCCACCGGGUGGCUUAAAUAAUGGUUAUACAUCGCCUGCACAUACGACGACCAAUGGAUUUGGGAACCAUUCAGCGUCCAAUCCAAAGAUUGCUAUACUUUAUAAGAACAGCAGUCUUUGGAAGCAGGCUACAGCUUCAAGUGGCACGCCACAGAAACAGCAACAACAGUUGCAGCAAAAUGGUCUCCUCGUGGGGACCGGGAAAUUUCAAGAGCCUGCGUACACGAAGUCUGCAUUGGCUGGCGCAUCACAUAAAAGCGAAACUGCUGCAAUUGCAAAUGGUAACAAAAGUUCCUCCUCCACCGCCAGCCACAAGGUCCUUAUGCCAACGUCAUCAGACGAUGACGACGUUGAUGUUGACGACAACAAAGUCAAUCGACGCUCAGGCAAAGUAAAUGCCACGCCCCAGUUGCCUAGCAUGCCGAAACUGUUUGGUACAACGACCACCGCCUCCAGCAGCACGCCCGCCAAGCCCAAAUUGACUCCGCUUAAGAGCCUGGUGCCGUACGAAUCCGCCUCAGAAGAAGAGGAGCCAGUUUUGGUGGCGGUGGCCGCCGCCAAUGUGGGCAAUUUACAGUGCUACGAUUCCAAUCCCCGCAAGCGACGCAGCGGCGAAGAAUCAUCUGAUUCCUCUGAGGAGGACGCUACACAUACCGCUAAUGGAAAUGGCAAUCAUUGUAAAGCCAAUGGUAAAAGUAAACCGCAUGUCUGCUCGUCAACUAAUGCCAAUAACAACAACAACAGCAAACAAAAGACUGAUGCUAUAGACGAGAUAUUCAAAAGUUUAAACAACUACAAAAACAAACACAAGUCUUCGCCAAAUACCGAAACAGAUACUGAUGAUGGCGACGAUGAGGAAGAUGACGAUGAUGAGCGUAACAAAAAGAACAAUAAUAGCAGCAGCAAAAAAGCAAAAGCUACAGUGACCAGCAAUGGAUGGCGACCACAAAAGCCGCAAAACAGCAGCAAUAGCAACAACAACAACUGCCGAGCGCCGCCUUCUCCUAAAACGCCACCCUCGCCGGCAGUCAUCAAGAGCAAGACAGGCAUUUGGCAAGUAUCCCGCAGCGAUGAUCCUGAGAACGAGGAUGAAACGGAGGAUCGUAAUAGUAGCUCAGAUGUGGGCUCAUUGACAGCAACUCUGAAAAAUCCCAAAAAUCCGUUUGCCACCAAGCCAGCGACGGCGACCUCAGCUGAUGGCAAUGCAUCUAAGCGACAGAAGCUGCACAAUGGCAGUGCCAAGACGCAACAGCAGACACGCCUGGGCAAUGGCUAUCAGAAUGAAGCCAACAAUGCCAAUGCAGUUGGUGAGCUGCUCAAACAAUCACAUCGCGGCUACGGCUCGUCUGUGCUCACGUGGAAUGGCAAACAGACGGAGCUGGAUAAAGAGUUGGAAGCUGAGGCGCGUGAGCAGCGCCAGCGUGAUCAGGAGGAUGAUGAGGAGAACGAAAUGGAUCGAGGGCGUCAGCGAAAAGUGAAGUCGGCGACCAAAUCGGUGAACAGCACACCCGGAUAUAAUCCAUUCCAGGAAUACCAGGAGAACCAAAAGCGCUGGCACAAACCAAGCAACGGCGGUGGGGGUUAUCCGCGUGCCUAUAAUCAGAACUAUCGCCAGAACUUUCAGCAACGCAACAAGUUUAAGUUCAAUCGCUUUAGCGGAUCUGCUGGUAGCAAAUUUCAGCAGCGAGCGCUACAACGUCAUUUGGCCGCCGGUGGUGGCUUUACAAGGCGCCAGCAGCAACACCACCAUGCACAAGGAUCACAGCAGCAACAGUCGUCCUAACUAUGUAACAACCUGGUGGUGCAUUAUAAUGAAGCCUUUCUUUGGUUAGCUUCUGCUGCUUGUUAGCAGUCCUCUUUACUGGCCAGCAAGCGAGACUUUUGUAAACUUUUUAAACUGCUUAUGAACGUAAUUGUAGGAUCUUAAGCUAUAAGCUAGAUUUGUUUUGACCCAUCGCUCACUCCCAUAAGUUUUAAGAAAGAGUGUGGCAUUUUAUUUAUUGUUUUAGAUGAUUUUUGGGUAACUAGCGAUUACACAGGAAUUUUUUACAUUUUCGAAAAAUGAUUUCCAACACAUUCUUCACAAACACACGCACCCAAAUUAUACAAAACAAAUUAUGCAAGAUUACAUGAAUUUUUUGAAAUUAUAAAUAAAGAAACCCGCAUAUUUUUAAGAGACUAAUAAAAUAAUAUGUUUUAGCAUUUUAA
Molecule: messenger RNA, 4576 nt
Organism: Scaptodrosophila lebanonensis
Lineage: Eukaryota; Metazoa; Arthropoda; Insecta; Diptera; Drosophilidae
Gene: scny
Product: ubiquitin carboxyl-terminal hydrolase 36
Exons: 4
Coding region: 681-4151 (1156 amino acids)
Biological process (GO): regulation of apoptotic process; protein deubiquitination
Cellular component (GO): nucleus; cytosol
Molecular function (GO): cysteine-type endopeptidase activity; cysteine-type deubiquitinase activity
Source: RefSeq, a predicted model, not a curated record